Molecule: messenger RNA, 834 nt
Organism: Fusarium fujikuroi IMI 58289
Lineage: Eukaryota; Fungi; Ascomycota; Sordariomycetes; Hypocreales; Nectriaceae
Exons: 1
Coding region: 1-834 (277 amino acids)
Source: RefSeq, a predicted model, not a curated record
AUGAACCGCGCACAAUUGACCACCCUGGACGAAAAGGCCUUUGCAGAAAAGGUGCCGACAAUGCUCUGGUCAGAUCGAGAGACGCUAUUCGAGGAUGGAAGUGAGGAUAUCGACAUUAUCAGGUCCCGCGCAUCAGAGCCUGCAACCGUUGAAGCCGUCUCGUCUGUCCUCACUUCUCCUAUCGAGGAUGAAGAUUAUGAUACAUUGAGGGUGCAUCAGAAAGCAUUGUACUCUGUCCUUUUGAAGCUCUCUUUCGAAAUGCUCCAGCCCUAUCGAACAGCGUUGGCUGCACUCUCUGCAUUUGACAUCUCAGGCUUCUCUCAUCGCUCAUCUCAUUACGCUCAGACUUCUAUCCUUAUUCAAAACGCUGGUCUUCUUGAGCGCUUCGCCACAGAUUCUAAGGCAGUGUGGGUCACCAAGGACAAAUUCGACAUGGUCAGCUAUCGCACGCUUACAGAGCGUGUUCACACUGCUGAGGAGAUGAAGCCCUAUAUGCCUGAGCUAUUUGACUGGCUUGUUGACGCGAAUAACCCGCCUUUUACGCCUUGUCGAGACCAGCUUGCUCGGUUUCCUGAGACUGCUGCCGUUGUUGCAGCGGAGGUUCUGGCCGAGGCAAAUAAAGAGAAGGAUACGGAAUAUCAGCACUUCUUGAUUGACUUUGUCUAUGACCGUGUGCCUGUUGGGGAGAGUUGGAUACCAAUGCGAGAACAUGUUCAAGCGCUGGUGAAGCAGUUGGAGGGGAGUACAGAUGAAGAUAAUGAGGACCUGGUUGGUGAGGCGAAUGACUGGCUUACGAGAUUGGAAAAGUGGGAGUCGUUGAGGAAGGAAAACUAG